Molecule: messenger RNA, 2975 nt
Organism: Ictidomys tridecemlineatus (thirteen-lined ground squirrel)
Lineage: Eukaryota; Metazoa; Chordata; Mammalia; Rodentia; Sciuridae
Source: RefSeq, a predicted model, not a curated record
AUGGCUCCAGCUUUAGCUCCACAGCAGCCAGCUGAAAGACACAGAGCAUUUUUCAAACACCAGUUUGUGGUGCAGCUUCUGGAUCAGCUCCAGGCUACCUUGACACUCACUGGACUGCAGUCGCUUCCUGUUGGCUGCCCCACUUUCACUGUAGCCCUUCUCCAACCCCUUCUGAACACAGGGCCUGGAAAAAAAAGAGCUGAUAAAAAUACAGUUAAACCUUACACAAGUUCCAGCGGUGAAGAAGAAGAAGAAAAGCUACCUAGAAGAGAGAGUUUGAGACCAAAGAGGAAACGGACCAGAGAUGUUAUCAAUGAGGAUGACCCAAUACCUGAACCAGAGGAUGAAGAAACAAGGAAGGCAAGAGAAAAAGAAAGAAGGAGGAGGUUGAAAAGAGGAGCGGAAGAAGAAGAGGAAAUUGAUGCAGAGGAAUUGGAAAGACUGAAGGCAGAGUUAGAUGAAAAGAGACAAAUAAUUGCGACAGUUAAAUGCAAACCUUGGAAGAUGGAGAAGAAAAUUGAAGUUCUCAAAGCACAUGUGAGAGGAACAGAACCAGAUGGAAUGACUCCACUGAGUGGUGAGAAAUGGGCAAAAUUCCUUCGUGAUUUUGAGAACUUCAAGGCUGCUUGUAUCCCAUGGGAAAAUAAAAUCAAGGCGAUUGAAAGUCAGUUUGGCUCAUCAGUGGCCUCCUACUUCCUUUUCUUGAGAUGGAUGUACGGAGUAAAUAUGGUUCUUUUUAUCCUGACAUUCAGCCUGAUCAUGUUGCCAGAGUACCUCUGGGGUUUGCCAUAUGGAAGUUUACCUAGGAAAACAGUCCCAAGAGCUGAAGAGGCAUCUGCAGCCAACUUUGGUGUGUUGUACGACUUCAAUGGUUUGGCACAAUAUUCCGUCCUCUUUUAUGGCUAUUACGACAAUAAACGAACGAUUGGAUGGAUGAAUUUCAGGUUGCCGCUCUCCUAUUUUCUGGUGGGGAUUAUGUGCAUCGGAUACAGCUUUCUGGUUGUCCUCAGGGCGAUGACCAAAAAUAUUGGUGACGAUGGAGGGGGCGAUGACAACACUUUCAACUUCAGCUGGAAGAUGUUCUGCAGCUGGGACUACCUGAUUGGCAACCCUGAAACAGCCGACAACAAAUUUAAUUCCAUCACAAUGAACUUUAGGGAAGCUAUAACAGAAGAAAGAGCAGCCCAAGUAGAAGAAAAUGUCCACUUGAUCAGAUUCCUGAGGUUUCUUGCUAACUUCUUCGUGUUCCUAACACUUGGUGCAAGCGGAUACCUCAUCUUUUGGGCUGUGAAGAGAUCCCAGGAAUUUGCACAGCAAGAUCCUGACACCCUUGGGUGGUGGGAAAAAAAUGAAAUGAAUAUGGUUAUGUCCCUCCUGGGGAUGUUCUGUCCAACACUGUUUGACUUAUUUGCUGAAUUGGAAGACUACCAUCCUCUCAUCGCUCUGAAAUGGCUGCUGGGACGCAUUUUUGCUCUCCUUUUAGGCAACCUGUAUGUAUUUAUUCUUGCCUUAAUGGAUGAGAUUAACAACAAGAUUGAAGAGGAGAAGCUUGUGAAGGCCAACAUCACCCUGUGGGAAGCCAACAUGAUCAAGGCCUACAAUGCAUCCCUCUCUGAGAAUACCACUGGGCUACCAUUUUUUGUUCAUCCUGCAGAUGUACCUCGAGGUCCGUGCUGGGAAACCAUGGUGGGACAGGAAUUCGUGCGACUGACCGUUUCUGAUGUUCUGACGACUUAUGUCACAAUUCUCAUCGGUGACUUUCUCAGGGCAUGUUUUGUAAGGUUUUGCAAUUACUGCUGGUGCUGGGAUUUGGAAUAUGGAUAUCCUUCCUACACCGAAUUUGACAUCAGUGGCAACGUCCUGGCUCUGAUCUUCAACCAAGGCAUGAUCUGGAUGGGUUCCUUCUUUGCUCCCAGCCUUCCGGGCAUCAAUAUCCUUCGACUCCACACAUCUAUGUACUUCCAGUGCUGGGCCGUGAUGUGCUGCAAUGUUCCUGAAGCCAGGGUUUUCAAAGCUUCCAGAUCAAAUAAUUUCUACCUGGGCAUGCUUUUGCUCAUCCUCUUCCUGUCCACCAUGCCGGUCCUGUACAUGAUCGUAUCUCUCCCACCAUCUUUUGAUUGUGGUCCCUUCAGUGGCAAAAACAGGAUGUUCGAAGUCAUUGGUGAGACCCUGGAGAAUGAUUUCCCAAGCUGGAUGGCAAAGAUUUUGAGACAGCUUUCCAACCCUGGACUGGUCAUUGCUGUUGUUCUAGUGAUGGGUUUGACCAUCUAUUAUCUCAAUGCCACUGCCAAGGGCCAGAAGGUAGCAAAUCUGGAACUAAAAAAGAAGAUGAAACUGCAAGCUUUGGAAAACAAAAUGCGGAACAAGAAGAUGGCAGCUGCACGUGCAGCUGUAGCUGCUGGUGGCCAGUAAUUUCCAGAGCUAUCCUGGGGGCCCAGAACUACUCCACACCUUACUGCUUAAGAAGAAUGUGCUGUGUGAAGGCCCAAAGAACAAGCACAGGGCAGUGGUGAUUCCCUGUUCUAUUCUGAUGGAUUAUCAAGCUCUUGCUUAUAGGUUAAGGCAUGGUCAAUCCUCCCUGGGCAAGAAGGAUUUCCACCACCUUCUAAAUUAUGCUUUUGUUUUUCCCCUGCACUGCCGCUUUUUCUCCAGCUCAGUUUCCCUCACAGUUUUCCAAACAAAUUGAGCUUAAAAAUGGGUGUGAUACAGUAAUGUGUGUUACUGGAUAUAAUUGGUAGGUUAUUUAUCAUUUUUUGUCUGUAGGAAUCAUCUUUCCUAUGUAGAUUGUAAGCUAUGAGCAGGGUUUGUAUCCUUCUAACUCUUUUAUAUGCCUGGUAUAGUGCUGUGCACAGGUAGGCACUGACUAAAUGCUUGUUAAUUAAAUUGAAUCAAUUUAACUUACAGCAGUUGCAUUCUGAAACAAAAACUUCUGUUAUAUGCACAAAAAUGCUACUAUAAUAUAAUAAAUAAAUUAU